AUGCAGCAACAGCAGCAGGAACUGAAUCAGCGGCAGCAGCAAAGCGAUUUCCAAUAUGGUGUUGUAGGGGAACCGUUUUGGAGUGGUUGCUGCACCCACAAUGUGCGGCGUGGCAGCAAUGAGGAGCAGCAUAUGCAAUUGCUGCUGGACUGCCGGGACGCCUGCUGCGGCUGCUACUGCACAGGAGUGGGGUGCCCAGACCUGCAUGCACUGGCUAUUGAGUGCAGCAAAACGAUGUCAAAGCAGAACGCUGCUGCCGGUGCCCUAUCUGUCUGGUUAUCGCACUGCCUCCCGCUGCAUGACGGUCUCGAGCUGCUGCAGCAGCUCCACAAGCAGCAGCUGCUGCAGCUGCAACAGCAACAGCGGCAGCAGCAACAGAGCCAGCUGUUGCAAGAUUUUGACACAACACCCUCCUGCAGUUGUUUCCCUUCGCUUCUGUUGCAACAGAGGCUGCUACUGCAGCAUGGGGGUGGCGAAGAGGCACGUGCACUGGCGACGGAAGUGGAGCUGACAGCCGCAGCAGCAGCUGCAGCUGCUGCUGCCGCGGCUUGUUCUUACGGCCCAUCAGAACUGAUAGAGGCAGCAACGAAUGCGACAGUGCCAGCCUGGAUUUCCUUGGGGCUGCAAAACGUGGCGUCUGCUGUUGCUCCGGGGCUCCUGCCGGUAGCUACUCACGGCCUUCAGUUGCCAGCAGGCAAUGACGGCAGCAGUGGCAGCAACCAAAAUGGCAGCAGUAUGUUUGAAAGGCAAAGAGCUCUUUCGUUGAUUCAGCAAAUUAAUGUAAACGCAUUCGCUGUGCUGCUGCGCAUGGGACGCCUGGAGGAAGCUGCGAUUUCUGCAUGGAAUAUGGUUCAGGGGAGCGACGGCUCCGGGGCUGCAUGCUCACAUGCGUUGGCUGCUGCGCUGCUACAGCUGGGCAAACACAACAACUUCGUUGCACUUCAGCUGCUGCAGUUUGCCUUGAGACAUGCAGCCCAGCUGCUGCAGUCGUUAGUGGUAGCACCGGAAGAAUCAGCAGCAGCAAGCAGUGCAGCAGCAGCUCCUCGAUUCGUAUCUGCUGCGUCUGCGACGGCCAGCCAAAGGGCAGCAGCCGCAGUGGCUGCUGCAGGUGGUUGGGCUCACCCUCCCGCUGCAGCAGCAGUCACCACAUCGACAACACCUAUAAGAAUGCUGCAGGUGUGCCGCGGCAAGUCACACUGGCCUGUGCUGCUAUCUUUGAAUGCUGUUGGAACCGUUGCCCUUCAUCUUGCAUUACUGUUGCACAAUCAGCCCCAGCUAGUAGGCCAGCUCGCUGUGGACCCCACACUGCUACUGCAAUCCCUGAGGUCAGCUGAACACCACAUGCGUCUUAUGGCUGCAACACAACCCCUCAAGCUACAGCAGGAACGUUGGGAGCAGCAGCAGGCAUGGGAAGCACAUGGGCAGCAGAGGCAGCAAUGUCCGACAAACCCAGCGUCGCCGCUGCACCAACUGCAAGGAUCUAUGAGGCUCCUGGAGGAAUUGCGCGGGCAUCAUCACCACCAAGUGGACUCGCGGCGGCAGCAGCAACAACAGGAGCUCGCGCAGGGGCAGGAACUGCAGCAGCUUACCCAGCAGCAGCAAGCGUACUUACCAGGAGCAGCAGCUCGGUCGCAAGUGGCAGCAGAAGGAUCGCGCCCUUUAAAUCGAGAAUCUUGUAUGCGCGACUCCAACGACAGCAGCAGCAGUAGCAGCAGCAGUUGGACUGACCAUUUGAGGCAUUCUGUGGAAUUACUGAGAAGUCAGUCUUCUGCAGCUGUUGCUGCCGCUGUCCAGGCAGCUGACUCUGCGGGGGCUGCGGCUACUGCAGAUUUACUGUUGACAGGUGCAGCGGCAGAAACAGCUCGACUUACAGGGUCUCCAUGGUCUUCUGGUGCUUUGGGCCGCUUAGGAGGUGCAAACAUGCCGCAGCAGCAGCAGCAGCAGCAGCGACAGCAUGUUGGCAGCGUACCUGCGGGCGUCUUAAAAGGACCGGGAAACGCCUUCAUCUCGUGCACUGCUUCUGCUGAAAGAGCAGAGCUUCAGAAUUUAAACUUUGAGGUUCCGUAUGCAGACAGUUCAGUGGUGCAGCAGAGGCUUCUGCAGCGCCGGAUGCUGCCGGUAGCGGCGGCAACAGCAGGAGCCGCUGCAUCAGCCGCUGCAGAAGAGGGCGUGGCAUGCUUUUUUGAAAUAGCUGAUGCAUGCGCGCGGCUCAUGACUGCGCUAUGCUCAGCCGUCGAAACUUCAUGCGAACACAGGGACAGCAGCAGCAGCAGCAGCAGCAAUUCAGUACCUGGUGAUCCGCUAGAAGAGGCUUCUGGAGGACAGCGGCUGCAGCAACGUCGGCUUUCUACUGAGCUUCGGAGCAAGGUUCUGUUGGUGCGGUGUCACGUUCUUCUAGGAUCGUUGAGUGGAGCGCAGAGAGAGCUGCCCGCAACAGCUGUACUCCAGCUGAGACCGUUACUGCACCAGCUGCUUCGCCAUACCAAGAGCUUGUUGGGCGGGAACCUGGGCAUGACUGGCAGACAUCGGGGAAGUUCUUGCUGGGACAACAAAGGCACAGAUAGCAACUUUAUUCAUUGCCGCUCUUCAAGAUGCCGCAGCAGAGUGGGACUCAUGGAACUGCUAACUGACGAGGACACGCUUGGGAAUGCGACGCAUGCAGGAAUGGACGGAGAUAUGGCAGCAGUUGCUCUGCUGCUGCUGCUGCAGGCCAGUCACAUCUUUCCACGCGUGCUACCCGUGGGGGCUCUGCGUUCUGCGGCAAGCCUUUAUACUCCAAAACGCCACGCAAGCAGCUUUUGGGCGUUUCUCGCUGCAGCUCAGGUUGAUGCGGUAUGCUGCUGCAGUGGUAGGGGCCCGCCGUUGCUUCUUGGGCACGGAACAUCAGGGUCAGUGGCGGCCACAGCAGGUUGGCUGCAGGCUUUGGGGCUUGACGCGUCACAGCGUAAGGUCUACUGGCAGCUUCUGCGACUGCACAAAGCUGCAGCAGAUGGAGAUGUAGCGUUAACACAUGCAGCAGCCGCUGCUGCGGCAGGCGAAAGCCAAGGGCUUGUCUUCUCUAUUUCACAUUGGGGAAAGGCACACUUGCUUGCUGGUGCUGUUACUCCACCGUGUGCUGCAAGAACCCUCCUGCUGCAGAAAUCUGUUUUACUUGCAGCGGCGGUGGAGCUGCAUGUGCCGCUACUCCAUGUGCAGCAUCUGCUGCGCUGUUACUGUUGCACCAAAAGGCCGGCGCAACAACUGUCAACGCUUGCUGUUGCAGCAGCAGGUGCCGAUGCUCCUAAUUGCGCAUGUUGCUUUCAAGAGACACCUCACGGAAUCGCUCUGGCGCUUCUGCAGCUGGACAUACAGUUGGACGCAUUAGUUGCCAUGGGGUCUAGCAGCAGCAGCACCAGGCCCGCUGGUUUGGAGCUGCUGCAGCAGUUGCACCACAGAGCGGCAGCUGCUUUGCUUGACCAGAAGUGUUUUCUGUACUUGCACUUCCAGCUUCGUAUCGCCUUGGUGGAGCUGCUGCUCAGGCGUAUCUCCAGGGCGGUACAACUGUUGCCUUUGCUGCAGCAACUGCUGCAGCAGUACCACUUGACACAAAGCUGGGCGCUCCAGAUGGCUGCUGAGAUAUCCUACUUAAAGGCGAUGUGCUGCUUGCACCUUGGAGCGCUGUUAGUACAACACCAGCCGCAACCCUUGAGACUGGCGACAGCAGCAAUGCAGCCGACUCGUGAAGUUGCAGAACCAGGAGAGCCGCAGCAUAACCAGCAAAGUGCAACACCAGAGAGUAAUCCUACUUUUUAUGCUCGGGGGAAUUUAAGCGCCAGGGCAGCACACGAUGCAGGUGGGAUGAACUCAAACCGCAAGAGCUCGAUGGGAGAUGCAGAAGGGUGCACAGAAGGAGCACCUGGACGAGCAGCAGCAGCAGACUCGCUGCUGCGUGCAGCAGCAGCCCACGCAGCGAGCGCACUGCGUGAGUGGAGUGCGACUGAGCAAGCUGUAGGGUUACGAUGGGGCAGCUUCCAGCGCAAGAGGCACAAAGAUAUGCUGGUGGCUUGCCUCACCAUUACAGCCCUUAAGCUGCAGCAAGCAGCAUCUGAAACAACUUCCGCCGCAGCUGAAGAAGCUUCGGUUUCGGAGCAAAGAAAACGUAGCGAAGACCUUCGGCAGGAAUUUCUGAAACUGCGUGCUGCUCUGCUAAAGACGGAGGAGAUAGAUCCACACCAGCAGCAGCUCCCAGAUAUCCACGCAGGAAAGCAGAGUCGUUCCUGGUGCCGUUGGAGCGACACAGCAACAGAUUUGAGCGACGGAACUUUCAGUAGGCGGCAGCACGACAGCAGGUGCAAGCGGCAAAGGAUUGCUUUCGCUGCUGAGAGCGAAGUGGUUCCGAGCGAAUUCAGAGCUGCAGCUCCUGCAAGGCUGCAGCCUGGUGCAGUUGUGCACCCUUAG
Molecule: messenger RNA, 4437 nt
Organism: Eimeria necatrix
Lineage: Eukaryota; Apicomplexa; Conoidasida; Eucoccidiorida; Eimeriidae
Exons: 3
Coding region: 1-4437 (1478 amino acids)
Source: RefSeq, a predicted model, not a curated record